UGACAGCCGCUCCGUGAUUGGCCCGAUGACGUCAUCUCAGCAGGGCUGAACGCAGCGUCUCGGUGUCCUUCAUCAUCACCUCCAUCAUCUUCCUCAUCCUCCUGAUCGAUCCUCGCUGCAUCUUCAUCCUCCUCAUCCUCAGCGUCAUGUCCGGAUCAAAGGAGGAUUCCCGCCGCGCCUCCAGCGAUUGGCGGGACUUUUUCUGGAACCCGCGCACGCACGAGCUGCUGGGCCGCACGGGCACGAGCUGGGGCCUGGUCCUCCUCUUCUAUCUGAUCUUCUAUCUGUUCCUGGCUGGUCUCUUCGCUCUCACCAUGUACAUCCUGCUGCUGACGCUGGACGACUACAAGCCCACCUGGCAGGACCAGCUGGACACGCCAGGUAUGAUGAUCCGUCCUAAAGGCGACCAGCUGGAGAUCAGGUUCUCCGUGUCGGACCCAGAGAGUUGGAACGGCUUCGUCCAGAACCUGAACUCCUUCCUGACCUCCUACAACGACAGCCACCAGGUGCAGCUGAACGACGCCUGCUCACCUGAUCAGUAUUUCAUCCAGGAGGACAGUGGAGAGGUGAGGAACAAUCCCAAACGCUCCUGUCAGUUCAACCGCACCAUGCUGGGCGACUGCUCAGGGAUGGAGGACCGUUUCUAUGGUUACAGCAAAGCCCAGCCCUGCAUCCUGAUCAAACUGAACCGGGUGAUUGGGAUGUUACCUGGGAAGGACGGACAGUCUCCUUAUGUCACCUGUGGAGCAAAGAAGGAGGACAGAGAGAAGAUGGGACCUCUGACCUACUUUCCUGUUAACGCGACCUUUAACCUCAUGUACUAUCCGUACUACGGGAAGAAAGCUCAGGUGAACUACACCCAGCCUCUGGUGGCCGUGAAGUUCCUGAACGCCUCUCUGAACACCGACAUCAACGUUGAGUGUAAGGUGACGUCCAACACUCUGAUGGCCGGAAGCGAACGGGACAAAUUCGCUGGACGGGUUUCCUUCAAGCUGAGGAUCGACGGCCAGGAAGAUCAGUGAUGUAUUCACUGACUGGAUCCAUGAUGCAUUCACUGACUGGAUCCAUGACGUGUUCACUGACCAGAUUUAUGAUGCAUUCACUGACCAAAUAGAGCUGCAGAAUCACUUCACACAUUACUGGUUCAUUGAUUUGAUUCUUCUCUUGGAGACCCAAACUGAUUCACUCAUUCAUGAUGCAUUCACUGACCACACUCGUGGUGCAUUCACUGCGCUGAUCUCUUUCGUUUUCACUGACCGACUCAGUGACUGAAAUAAAAUUAUUCUGUUUUCUGGGAUUUGAUCCUUUACAGUUUAUAACCUGAAACAGACCAAUCAGAAUGCAGAAACACUGUGAUGUCACUGCCACUGACAGCCAAUCAUAUGACAGUAAUCUCAGCGCAUUAAAUAAUCUGCAUGAAUCAAACCUAAUUAUUUAAUAUACACACCAUACAUAUUUAUUUAUACACAUUUAAUUUAUUUGUAUGUUUAUUUAUAUUCUGCUUAUUUAUGUUUAUUUACAUUAUUUGUCAACAUCAGAUUUAUUUAAAUCGAUCAUUCAAACAGUAAAAAUGUUCCACAAGGUAAAUAAAUUACAUCAUAGAGAUAAAAUCAAAUAUAAAAAGCUUUAAAAACACAAUAAGACAAAAAGACUAAACAUAUUAAUGUUUGUCAACAUGAACUAAAAUGAAUUAGUUCAUUAAAUUAGUAAAAAUGUUAAAUAUGUAUUACAAUUUAAUUCCUAAAAUCAGAUCAGAAACACGUUCAUAACAAUUAGAAUCACAAACCAGUCAAUGUGAACAGGUUCAGGAACUGGUUCAUAUGUUGGAACACAAACCAGUUCCUGAACUGGUUGAUGAUCAAAAGGUUGAGUUCUGGUCCAGUCCAGUUCAGGAUCCAGAUGUCAGAAUGAUGUGUAAACAGAUGAAACCAAAUUAAUAACGAGGAAAGAAACUAAACUGGAAACCAGUUCAUCACUGGAAACAAACCAGUUCAGGAACUGGUUUCUCCUGUUGUCAUAGAAACAGAUUAAUUCACAGCCAAUCAGACAACAGCUUCAGUAACCAUGGCAACAACCUAUCUUCUAUAACCUGACUUAGUUUCCUUACCUGUAGCUGCAGCUCGUUAGUUAAUUAGAUAAUUAGUUAAGUUAACAAGUUAGUCACUGAUUGGAUGUUUUUGUUUCCAUGUUUGUUUUUGUUUACUGUCUUCAUCACCAUGGUGAUGAACAUCCUCUGAUGACACGCCCCUUCUUACAUGCACUGCUGUCCACCAAAUGUCUUCCUAGAGACGGACCGGCCAAUCAGACGGUCCCACUGUAUGAUGUCAUGUGCUGUAACCUCUGUGAUUGGUUGGAUUCUCCUGAAAAUGUUCCUGUUGGUUGAACAAUAAAUAAAGAAAACAGGAAGUUG
Molecule: messenger RNA, 2410 nt
Organism: Xiphophorus hellerii (green swordtail)
Lineage: Eukaryota; Metazoa; Chordata; Actinopteri; Cyprinodontiformes; Poeciliidae
Product: sodium/potassium-transporting ATPase subunit beta-2-like
Exons: 8
Coding region: 147-1022 (291 amino acids)
Biological process (GO): sodium ion export across plasma membrane; potassium ion import across plasma membrane; intracellular sodium ion homeostasis
Cellular component (GO): sodium:potassium-exchanging ATPase complex
Molecular function (GO): ATPase activator activity
Source: RefSeq, a predicted model, not a curated record